Mus caroli (Ryukyu mouse) is the source of this 2995-nucleotide messenger RNA. RefSeq names its product DEAD-box helicase 43 (gene Ddx43). Lineage: Eukaryota; Metazoa; Chordata; Mammalia; Rodentia; Muridae. Gene Ontology annotation, molecular function: ATP binding; RNA binding; RNA helicase activity. The record is from RefSeq and is a predicted model, not a curated record.
UUCUGUGUAAGUCCAAGAUGCUUUGAUAGUUUGGUGCUUUAUUCACAUUCCCCCAGAGAGUAUUGUAUCAAGAGAUACUGUUGCUACAUCUGUGUGUCAUGAAAUUCAUCUAUAAGACCAGCACUUGAGUGCCCACUCCCAGGCAGGAGAAUUAAGGCUACCUUCAAAGAUAUUAGUAUACAUAGUAUUAUAUAAUAUAAUUUGAUGUAAUUUAUUUAACCCAGGAUAGACCCAACCUUUCAGUUUUUCCUCAGUGUCUCCUACAAGACAUUCAGUGCUAAGAUUCUGAGUGUCCUCUGUUUGAUGGAUGGUUGACCUGUGAUCUAGUCUGACAAUUCGAGGAUCCCAAUCCCAGCAAAGGAUCUGGAGCUUAGGCCAAGCCUGGAGGAGUGUGUCCAGCUCCAAAAUCCUUGCAAAGCUGGGUGUGCUUCAGGCAGUGCUAUUUUUUUUUUUUUAACUUUAGGUAUUGGGGAGUGUAGAUAGAGUAUCCUGCGCUUCGGCAAGCGCUUUCAUCGAGUUAUUUCAAGAUAGAAUCUUAAAGUAAUUGUCACGCAGACCCUCCUGCCCCAGAUCUCAAGCCUGCACAUUAGCCCGUCAUGAACCUGAAUUUCGAGGCACGGUUGGGAUCGUUUCCGUGGCACCGAGACGCGCUGUCCUCAAGCUGAUGUUCCCAGCCAGACACUAGCCGGGCAAAUAGGGGUCCAGGUGGCCGCUCGGCUGCAAGCGCCGAUUGGUCAGGCCAGCCAGGCCCCGCCCCUGAGGCGCGGCGGCCAAUGAGCGCGCAGAGGACUGGCGGGCGAGCUCGCGGGCGGCAGCGGAGUUUUUCCGACGCCGCGGCCUGGGCAGCUGAGUCUGGAACGACGUGCGACGCGCGGCUCUCCUCAGAGCCAUGUCUAGGCGGGAACCCGCAGCCAACGCUUCCUCCUCGGGCGUUGCUCCCCGGCGAAGCUCGACCCGGUCCCGGGGCGCCGACCGGACGGCAACGGAGGAGACGAACCGGAGAGGCCGGGUCGGUAGCAGGGGUGCGGGCGGCGGCUGGAGAGAGCCCGCCGGGGCCGCCGAGGCUACGGCCGCGGGCCGCCGCGAACCGCCGCUCUGCUUCGGGGUGAAGAACGAUGUGGUGGGCGCGGUGAUAGGUCGUGGUGGGUCAAAAAUUAGAGAAAUCCAAAAUACAACGAACACUAGGAUACAGGUAAUAAAAGGAAAUCCUGAGGCAGAAAUCAAAAUUUUUGGUAAUAAAGCCAUGCAAACAAAAGCAAAAACAGUGAUAGAUAAUGUUGUUAAAAAACAACAAAAUUACAUUCCAGGACAAAGAGUUGGUAUUAUUGCAUUCCAACCUACCGUUGGAGCAGAUACCAGCACAAGUGAGAGUGUAACAGACGAUCAGCCAUUGAUAGAUUGGGAUCAAAUUCGAGAAGAUGCUUUGAAAUGGGAAAAGAAAAAGUGGGCAGAUUUACCUCCAAUUAAGAAAAACUUUUACAUAGAGUCAGCAACGACAAGCUCAAUGUCACAAGUGCAAAUAGACAACUGGAGGAAAGAAAAUUUUAAUAUAACAUGUGAUGACUUGAAAGAUGGUGAGAAGCGUCCUAUCCCCAACCCUAUAUGUAAAUUUGAAGAUGCCUUUCAAAGUUACCCAGCAGUUAUGGAAAACAUUAAAAGAGCAGGCUUUCAAAAACCUACACCGAUUCAGUCACAGGCAUGGCCAAUAGUUCUGCAAGGAAUAGAUCUUAUUGGAGUAGCACAAACUGGAACAGGGAAGACACUGUCCUACUUAAUGCCUGGAUUUAUUCAUCUAGACUCUCAACCACUAGCUAGAGAACAAAGAAAUGGGCCUGGCAUGUUAGUUCUUACGCCCACCCGGGAAUUAGCCCUUCAAGUAGAAGCUGAAUGUUCUAAAUAUUCAUAUGGUGAUCUUAAAAGUGUUUGUGUAUAUGGUGGUGGUGAUAGAGAUGGACAAAUACAAGAUGUUUCAAAAGGUGUAGACAUCAUUAUUGCAACUCCUGGAAGAUUGAAUGACCUACAAAUGAAUAACUUUGUCAAUCUGAAAAGUGUAACCUAUUUGGUUUUAGAUGAAGCAGACAAGAUGCUGGACAUGGGAUUUGAACCCCAGAUAAUGAAGAUUUUGUUAGAUGUACGCCCAGACCGGCAGACUAUUAUGACAAGCGCUACUUGGCCAUAUGCCGUCCGCCGUCUUGCACAAUCUUAUUUGAAAGAACCAAUGAUUGUCUAUGUUGGUACUUUGGAUCUAGUUGCUGUAAGUACAGUGAAACAAAAUAUAAUCAUUACCACAGAAGAAGAGAAACGAACUCAUAUCCAGACCUUCCUCGAGAAUAUGUCACCUAAAGACAAAGUCAUUGUCUUUGUCAGCAGAAAAGCCGUUGCUGAUCACUUAUCAAGUGAUCUGAUUCUCCGACACAUAUCAGUGGAGUCUCUGCACGGCAACAGAGAACAGAGCGACCGAGAGAAAGCGUUAGAGAACUUUAAGACAGGUAAAGUGAGAAUACUUAUUGCUACUGACUUGGCAUCUCGAGGUCUUGAUGUCCAUGAUAUCACUCAUGUCUACAAUUAUGAUUUUCCACGGAACAUUGAAGAAUACGUACACAGAGUAGGGCGCACUGGGAGAGCAGGGCGCACUGGAAUGUCAAUUACCCUUAUCACAAGAAAUGAUUGGAGGGUUGCCACUGAAUUGAUUAAUAUUCUAGAAAGAGCAAAUCAGAAUAUCCCAGAGGAACUUGUCUUAAUGGCUGAGAGAUACAAAGCAAAUAAACUAAAAAGGGAGAUGGAAAAAAAAGUGGGAAGACCUCCAGGAAAGCCCCAGAAGUUUUACUAAUGUUGCAUGGAGCACUAGGUGCCACAGGAUUCAAGAUUGUAGUCAAAGUGGAAUUGUUUAAACAUACAUCAAUAUGAAGAGACUUGGCUGAUUCUUAAAAUAAUAGUGUGUUAAAAUGUAGAAUUCAAUGUUUUAUACUUUCUUUAAUAAAACAGUAGUUUUUAA